AUGUGGCGUCUACGCCGGGCCGCUGUGGCCUGCAAAGUCUGCCAAUCCUUAGUGAAACAUAGCUCUGGAAUAAAAGGAAGCCUCCCACUACAAAAAGUGCAUCUGGUUUCACGAAGUAUUUAUCAUUCACAUCAUCCUACUUCAAAGCUUCAAAGAACCCAAUUCAGGACAUCAUUUCAUCAGUUUUCCUCUCUAACUAACCAUCCUUUACGUAAAUUGAAACUUUCUCCAAUUAAAUAUGGCUACCAGCCCCACAGGAAUUUUUGGCCAGCAAGAUUAGCUGCAAGACUCUUAAAACUUCGGUAUCUUGUACUGGGAUCUGCUGUUGGGGGUGGUUAUACAGCCAAAAAGACUUUUGAUCAAUGGAAAGAUAUGAUACCAGACCUUAGUGACUAUAAAUGGAUUGUGCCUGACAUUAUUUGGGAAAUUGAUGACUAUAUCGAUAUAGAGAAAAUUAGAAAUUCCCUUCCUGAUUCAGAGGACCUUGCAAAGUUGGCUCCGGACUUUGACAAGAUUCUUGAAAGCCUCAGCUUAUUGAAGGACUUUUUCACCACAGGUUCAUCUGGAGAAACCACUUUUAGAGCAACAGAUCAUGGAACUGAAAGUGACAAGCAUUAUAGAAAGGUGACAGACAAAGAGAAAGUUGACCAACUUCAAGAAGAACUUCUACAUACCCAGUUAAAGUACCAGAGAAUCUUGGAACGGUUGGAAAAGGAGAACAAAGAACUGAGAAAAUUAUUGUUGCAGAAAGAUGACAAAGGCAUUCAUCAUAGAAAGCUUAAGAAAUCUUUGAUUGACAUGUAUUCUGAAGUUCUUGAUGUUCUAUCUGAUUAUGAUGCCAGUUAUAAUACACAAGAUCAUUUGCCAAGGGUUGUUGUAGUUGGAGAUCAGAGUGCUGGAAAAACUAGUGUGUUGGAAAUGAUUGCUCAAGCACGAAUAUUCCCACGAGGAUCUGGGGAGAUGAUGACACGUUCUCCAGUUAAGGUGACUCUGAGUGAAGGUCCUCACCACGUAGCAUUGUUUAAAGAUAGUUCUCGAGAAUUUGAUCUUACCAAGGAGGAAGAUCUUGCAGCAUUAAGACAUGAAAUAGAACUUCGAAUGAGGAAAAAUGUGAAAGAAGGCUGUACUGUUAGCCCUGAGACCAUUUCCUUAAAUGUAAAAGGCCCUGGACUGCAGAGGAUGGUGCUUGUUGACUUACCAGGUGUGAUAAAUACUGUGACAUCAGGCAUGGCUCCUGACACAAAGGAAACUAUUUUCAGUAUGAGCAAAGCUUAUAUGCAGAAUCCUAAUGCCAUCAUCCUGUGCAUUCAAGAUGGAUCUGUGGAUGCUGAACGCAGCAUUGUUACAGACUUGGUCAGUCAAAUGGAUCCUCAUGGAAGAAGGACGAUAUUUGUUUUGACCAAAGUAGACCUGGCAGAGAAAAAUGUGGCUAGCCCAAGCAGGAUUCAGCAGAUAAUUGAAGGAAAACUCUUCCCAAUGAAAGCUCUAGGUUAUUUUGCUGUUGUAACAGGAAAAGGAAACAGCUCCGAAAGCAUAGAAGCAAUAAGAGAAUAUGAAGAAGAAUUUUUUCAGAAUUCAAAACUCCUAAAGGCCAGCAUGCUAAAGGCACACCAGGUGACUACAAGGAAUUUAAGCCUUGCUGUAUCAGACUGCUUCUGGAAAAUGGUACGAGAGUCAGUUGAACAACAGGCUGAUAGUUUUAAAGCAACACGUUUCAACCUUGAAACUGAGUGGAAGAAUAACUAUCCUCGCCUGCGAGAACUUGACCGGAAUGAACUAUUUGAAAAAGCUAAAAAUGAAAUACUCGAUGAAGUUAUCAGUCUGAGCCAAGUUACCCCAAAACAUUGGGAGGAAAUUCUUCAGCAGUCUUUGUGGGAAAGAGUAUCAACUCAUGUGAUUGAAAACAUCUAUCUUCCAGCUGCCCAGACCAUGAAUUCAGGAACUUUUAAUACCACAGUGGACAUCAAGCUCAAACAGUGGACUGAUAAACAGCUUCCCAAUAAAGCAGUAGAGGUUGCUUGGGAGACACUACAAGAAGAAUUUUCCCGCUUCAUGACAGAACCAAAAGGAAAAGAGCAUGAUGACAUAUUUGAUAAACUGAAAGAGGCUGUUAAGGAAGAAAGUAUCAAACGCCACAAGUGGAAUGACUUUGCAGAAGACAGUUUGAGGGUUAUUCAACACAACGCUUUAGAAGACCGGUCCAUAUCUGAUAAGCAGCAGUGGGACGCAGCUAUUUACUUCAUGGAAGAGGCUCUUCAGGCUCGUCUCAAGGAUACUGAAAAUGCAAUUGAAAACAUGGUGGGUCCAGAUUGGAAAAAGAGGUGGCUGUAUUGGAAGAAUCGGACCCAAGAACAGUGUGUUCACAACGAAACCAAGAGUGAAUUGGAGAAAAUGUUGAAAUGUAAUGAGGAACACCCAGCCUAUCUUGCAAGUGAUGAGAUAACUACAGUCCGGAAGAACCUCGAAUCCCGAGGAGUAGACGUCGAUCCAAGCUUGAUUAAGGACACAUGGCACCAAGUUUAUAGAAGACAUUUCUUAAAAACAGCUCUAAACCACUGUAACCUGUGUCGAAGAGGCUUUUAUUACUAUCAAAGGCAUUUUGUAGAUUCUGAGUUGGAAUGCAACGAUGUUGUCCUAUUUUGGCGAAUACAGCGCAUGCUUGCUAUCACAGCAAAUACUUUAAGACAACAACUUACAAACACUGAAGUCAGGCGAUUAGAGAAAAAUGUUAAAGAGGUGCUGGAAGAUUUUGCUGAAGAUGGUGAGAAGAAGGUGAAGUUGCUCACUGGUAAACGAGUUCAGCUGGCGGAAGACCUCAAGAAAGUUAGAGAAAUUCAAGAAAAACUUGAUGCUUUCAUUGAAGCUCUCCAUCAGGAGAAGUAA
This is a messenger RNA of Pipistrellus nathusii (Nathusius's pipistrelle), 2883 nucleotides long. NCBI's taxonomy places the organism in Eukaryota, Metazoa, Chordata, Mammalia, Chiroptera, Vespertilionidae. The record is from the annotation of a GenBank genome assembly.